Messenger RNA from Menidia menidia (Atlantic silverside), 2819 nucleotides. NCBI's taxonomy places the organism in Eukaryota, Metazoa, Chordata, Actinopteri, Atheriniformes, Atherinopsidae. The record is from the annotation of a GenBank genome assembly.
AUGCUGCAGUCUCGGUUGCACGUGUCAACGCUGGCAGCAGACCGGUGCGAACGUCACAUUCCUACAUUCCCCUUUUCCUCAGAGUGGGACGUCGGAGUUGCCACCACAAAGCUAAUCUCCGAGUCACAAUCUCGCAUUGGAGCACCGGUUGCCAUGGAAAACUCAUCAGUGGCGUCUGCAUCGUCUGAGGCUGGGAGCACACGCUCACAGGAAAUAGAAGAGCUGGAGCGCUUCAUCGACAGCUACGUGCUGGAGUAUCAGGUGCAAGGGCUUCUGGGAGACAAGGCAGAUGGGGAGUUGGAUUUGGACAAUGGCGGCAAGGUGCCCCAGUGGACUGAUGACUCCAUCGACAAGGGAGAUGGCAGCUGGACAUCAUCCCAAGGCAGAGGCUCGUCUAAACCUGAUGAUUGGGAGCACAGCAGCAAUGGCAGUACAGGUUCCAGGCCCAGCUCAGGGUCCAGACCCGGGUCUGGCUCACGCUCUGGCAGCAGAGGCCGAAACAACCAGUUCAAAGCUCCUGCUAAGAAUGGAAACAGAGAGGGCUCCCUUGACAUCCUGGGGACAGAUAUAUGGGCUGCUAACACAAUGGAUUCUCAUGGUGGUGCAGGUUGGGACGUGCAGCCAGAGAAGCUAGACUUCAGCCAUUUCCACAGGAAACACCUCAGAGGAAUGCCAAAGCACCUGCCACAUAUUGACAGAGAGGGGAUGAGUAAAAACAAGUUCACAGAAGAUGACGGUAUAGACAUGAACGACAUAGAGAUGUUCCUACCUCAUCUUCGCUCAGUCUUCCCGCCCCUUCCUAACGAGGCUGAGAUCGCACACACCAAAAAGCUCUUCCGACGCAGGAGGAAUGACCGACGUGCAUUUGAUCACCUCACCCAAGACCAGUUAACCAUACUUCUGCCCACUGGCCCAGGGGGAAAACGACGAGUCUCAGCCAGGAGGCAGCAGCGACCUCAGGGAGGAGGAGGAGGAGGAGGAGGAGGGGGGGGGAAGAACCAGCUUCAGCAGAUACAACAGCAGUCACCUCAGCAGCAGAGGGAUCAAAACCAACAACAGUCUCCAAACCAACCACAGCAGAGUCCAACAGAACUGGGAGAGAGCAGAAACAAUAGCGCUGGUCGGCCGCCUCGCCAGUACCAAGGAGGUCAUGGGCAGCGCCCGGGCGGAGCCCCACACCAUGGGUACAGCCAGAACCGGCGCUGGCACCACAGCCAGAAAGGCCAGGGACAAGGACAGACUAACACUACAGGUGAUAAAGGAGGAGUACCACCAAGAACAACCAAAGAGACUGAGAGCGUGAAAGCCGGUGAGGAGCAGAUCAGACCACUCCAGGAGAGCGGCAGCAGGAAUCCCAACGAAGUACCAAAACCCGACUCCGCACCCAGCACAAAUGCCUUCCCAGAAAUGACGGUUUAUAAGGAAUCUACAAACUCAUCACACAGUUGGAAGGCAAGCGACAGUCGGUCCGAGUGGCCCAAGAUCAGCCUUCUGCAGUCGUCGAAGGAGAGGCUGAGGCGGAGACUAAAGGACAAGGAAGAGGCGCGUGUGGAGCACUCAGGGUCCAGAUCACAGAACAUGGACCGGCUGGUGGAGCUCCUCAACAGCAUGAGGAGCAACAGCAGCGGGGUGGAGCAGCAGCUGGCCUCUUUCAUGGAGGAGGCGCAGUGCUCGGCCCAGUGCGAAGAGACGCUGGCUCAGGUGGUCAGCACCAUCUACUCCAAGGCCGUGUCAGACAGGAGCUUCGCCGCAACGGCAGCUAAACUUUGUGACAAGAUGGCGCUGUUCAUGGUGGAAGGAACCAAGUUCAGAUCUCUGCUUCUCAACAUGCUUCAGAGGGACUUUUCCCGCCGUGAGGAGCUCCAGCAGUCUGAUGUGGAGCGGUGGUUGGGUUUCAUCACCUUCCUGUGCGAAGUAUUUGGCACCAUGAGGAGCAGCUCUGGCGAGCCAUUCCGGGUGCUGGUGUGUCCCAUCUACACUUGUCUUCGAGAGCUGCUAGAGUCAACAGAUGUUAAGGAAGAUGCAGUCCUCUGUUGCUCCAUGGAGUUGCAGAGCGCGGGGCGUCUCUUAGAGGAGCAGCUCCCUGAGAUGAUGACGGAGCUGCUCGCCGCUGUCAGGGACAAGAUGCUUUGUCCAGCCGAAUCGCAGCUGACUCGCUCCCUGCUCAUGGAGGUCAUUGAACUGCACGCACAUCGCUGGAGCCCCCUGGAGGCCCUCACCACCCAAUACUACAACCGUACCAUCCAAAAACUCACCACCACUGCCUAGUUGAGACAAGCCCCCUUGGUCAUUUUAGCUUUUACGGAAAAAAGUAGUUCCGUUUUUUGUUUUAUUAUUUAGCAUUUUGCCUGAAUAAAUAGGUGAUUUAUGCAGCAUUUGAGCUUGAUCAUAAUUCCUUGCGACAGGGGACCACUGCCACAAAACAAACCGCAUACAAAGUAACAAAACAGGCAUCUCUGAGCCGUCAGUGGAACACCACGUAAGUGUUAUUUCGGCGCUAACAGCCGCACGGCCAGCAGGGGCGUGCUUGGCCACACAGUCUGGGAGCUCCGCCGGCUUUGGCUGCCGAGGGAUAAAGGAGGGAACAGAGGAGAGGGGUCACGCAGGGGAGAGGGGGGUGAGGGCAGCAGCCUGUCCACGGGGAAUGGAAAGAUCUGUGCCCGAAAGAUGAAUGGAGGAGGGAAGGGGAAGGGGGUCAGGGUGGUCUGUGUCAGUCUCUUCAUUGUGCUGAUUUGCCAAGCCACCCUCUCCUCUCUGUGUCUCCUCCUCCUCCUCCCCCCCCCUGCCUCCACUGUCUCUCUGCUAGCCCCUGGGGUCUG